Malaya genurostris is the source of this 3308-nucleotide messenger RNA. RefSeq names its product spermine oxidase-like. Gene Ontology annotation, molecular function: polyamine oxidase activity. The transcript has 7 exons. NCBI's taxonomy places the organism in Eukaryota, Metazoa, Arthropoda, Insecta, Diptera, Culicidae. The coding region runs from base 377 to 3274 and encodes 965 amino acids. The record is from RefSeq and is a predicted model, not a curated record.
CCACAGUCCACCGGAAGCUGAUAAGCCUGCAUGUGUGUUAAACAGCCACGAGAUUUCGCUUGUAUGAAUCGCCCGGCUAACCGGUAUUUUCACAGCUGUUGUCGAGUGUUGUUACACAAAUCUGAGAUGUGAUAUGGAAGCUCUGUUCAAAGCAUUAAUUUCAAGUAUAGUGUAGUGAGAAUAGUAGCAAAAUAACAUUACAUUAUUUUUGUAAUAGAAUGAAAAUAGGUACAGUUGUCCCACGAAUCAAACCAUGACCUGUAAACUACGAACGAAACUAUAUAGUACCUGCAGAUAUUUUAACGUUGUUUUUCGGUAAUGUGCCGAUAGUCGGUACGAGAGGAGUGCAAUCAGUAGUGUCUAAUUUAGUGCGAUUAUGAAUCCUAGAAUUGUAAUUAUUGGUGCAGGAGCUGCUGGCGUUGCAGCUGCCACGAAGCUGAUUCAGAAAGGAUACAAAAAUCUUACAGUUUUGGAAGCCGAAAAUCGAAUAGGUGGCAGGAUUUUUACAAUUCCCUUUGCAGCAAAUGUUGUGGAUUUAGGAGCCCAAUGGUGCCACGGCGAAGCAAAUAAUGUCUGUUACGAACUAGGCUCAAAGUUGAAUGUAUUCGAUUCCAGCUCAGCAAAGUAUGAUAAUUUUGUGCUAACCAAAUCCGAUUCCAGUCAGGUACCAUUAGAGCAAAGUGAAAAACUAAUGGGUUUAAUUUGGUCAACUUUGGAUUCACACAAAAAUGAGCUAAGCCACUAUCGCGGAUCUCUUGGCUCAUUUAUCGUUGAGAAGUUUAGGUCAGCCUUGGAAACGCCAGACUACGCAGAUAUCGAUCAUGAAACUGCCUACCAGUUCCUGGAGUUCUUCCACAAAUUCGAGAAUUCGAUAGAAGCUUCUGAUAGUUGGUUCGACACGUCGGGUUCCGGAUAUCUUCACUACCGAGAGUGCGACGGUGAUAGUCUUUUAAACUUCAGAGAUAAGGGCUACAGGACAAUUUUAGAAAUACUCAUGAAACGGCAUCCUUUCUCUGCCACUAACGAUCCAAUCAAUCUGGAAGAUUACACUUGUUUCGAUAAAGUAGUUACAAACAUCUGCUGGAAUUCUGGUUCAGAUAAUAUAGUGUCAAUCCGAUGCGUGGAUAAUACAGUGUACGAUGCAGAUCACGUUAUCUGUACGGUUUCACUCGGUGUACUGAAGGAACGUUACGAAACCCUGUUCAGUCCAGAACUACCAGCCAUUAAGAAAAACGCCAUUCGAGGACUGACAAUUGGAACGGUUGAUAAACUGUUCCUAGAAUUUGAGAAACCGUUCUGGCCUGAAGGUUGGCAAGGAGUCAGUCUUCUCUGGAAUAAAGAUGAUCUUGAAGAGAUUCGUAGUUCAACGAACAGUUGGAUGGAAGAUAUAUUCGGCUUCUAUGUUGUCGAUUACCAACCCAAUAUUCUGUGUGGGUGGAUCUCCGGUAAAAACGCCCGACGAAUGGAACGAGCCAGUGAGGAAAAUGUUCGCAAGACGUGUUUGUUUUUGCUAAGAAAAUUUUUACGAAAUUUCACCAUCCCGGAACCGGUGUCCUUCAGGCGUUCCCAAUGGUACUCGAACCCGAAUUUCCGUGGUUCGUAUUCAUUCCGCUCACUGACGACGGAUUUGUUGAAUACUUCGGCGGAACAUUUGGCGCUUCCACUGUUCAGUGCCUGCGGAAUUCCAGUUGUUCAGUUUGCUGGAGAAGCCACCCACAAUCACUAUUACUCCACAGUGCACGGUGCAAUAGAAACUGGAUGGCGUGAAGCGAACCGACUGGUUAGUUUUUAUGAAAGGCUUGCCACAGAUCCAUUCGGAAAUGGAUCCCCAGCAAAUAUGGACGUGUUGAUUUUAGGCGCUGGCAUAGCUGGACUUGGUGCUGCUAAAGCUCUACUCAAAUCAGGUAAAACUUUUGCGGUUCUGGAGGCUCAAUCUAACGCAGGAGGCCGCAUCAAUACGCUUCCCAUGGAAGCCUUCGGUGGAUCACCUACUAAAGGGCCUCGUGUAGAUGCAGGAGCACAAUGGCUGCAUGGAAAGCAAAACGAGCUUUACGAUAUAGCUAUGCGAAAUGACUUACUUAGAGAUGAACUUUCUGAGGAAGGGCUCGGAACGUAUCUUAGAGAUGAUGGAUAUCGAAUUGAUGACUAUUUAGUUAAGAAAGUAGAUUUUUUUAUUGGUCAAGUGUUGGAAGAAUGCGAAAGUUUUGCUAUCGAAGGGAGUAAACCAUUUCCAUCAUCAGUAGAUGCCUUUAUUCGGGAGCAGUUUGAGAAAAAAUCAAAGGAACUCUAUGAUGACGGCGAACAAGAUUUAGCUAGACAACUUUUAGACUGGCAUAUUCGUUUUCAAAUUAUAGAUAACUCUUGUUUAAGUUUAAAAGAAGUUUCAGCGAAACUUUGGGGAAAGUAUUCUUUCAAUGGAGAAAGCUGUCAAGCACAUAUUAAUAUGAAAAAUGGAUUCAUAGAACUUGUAGACUGCUUGAUCAACGAUAUUGGACAAGACAAAAUUUUAUGCAACAAGGAAGUAAACGAGAUCCGAUGGAAAGAUUUGAACUCCCGAAUACUUGUAAAAUGUACCGAUGGAACAAUGUACAGCUGUAAGAAUCUAAUUGUCACUUUCUCUUUGGGUGUACUUAAGGCCACACUUAGCAAACUUUUCCAUCCUACUCUUCCAAAAUCAUAUCGAAGAUCCAUCCUGAAUAUUGGAUUUGGGACAAUCAAUAAAAUUUUCCUUCAGUUCGACAACGCAUGGUGGGGCACAACUAAAGGAUUUCAACUUAUUUGGAAAGACAAUUUCGGAAAAGAUUCCCAUUGGACUAGAUACCUCUCUGGAUUUGAUGUAGUAUUUCCUGGACCAUCAAACACUCUGUUAGGUUGGGUUGGCGGUUAUGGGGCCCUUGAAAUGGAAAAAUUAUCCGAUAAGCAGAUUGUAAGCGAUUGCAUAUUUGUUUUGCAAAAAGCAGCAAGAAAAAAGGUGCCGCCACCAACUUUUUUCCUUUGUACCCGUUGGAAUUCAAAUAUAUACAUUCGCGGUUCUUAUAGCUACACUUCCGUCCACUGUGACUAUGAGCCAGACUUCCUUGAUGCCUUAACAGAAUCGCUAGUGUGCGAUAAAUACGACAAGGUAUCAGGAGAGUUGUGUUCAGGAACCACUCCAAUCUCUACAGAAAAAUCUGCCAGCAUACAUUUUGCUGGAGAAGCCUGCCAAGAUAAAUAUUUUUCAACCGUACACGGAGCUUUCCUUUCCGGUUUAGAACAAGCAAAAAAAAUAUUUUAAAUUUAUAUUUCUUCCCUAGCAUAUUCGCUCAAAA